Manduca sexta (tobacco hornworm) is the source of this 1511-nucleotide messenger RNA. RefSeq names its product tubulin beta chain. The record is from RefSeq and is a predicted model, not a curated record. Gene Ontology annotation, molecular function: GTPase activity; structural constituent of cytoskeleton; GTP binding. Gene Ontology annotation, biological process: microtubule cytoskeleton organization; mitotic cell cycle. Gene Ontology annotation, cellular component: cytoplasm; microtubule. NCBI's taxonomy places the organism in Eukaryota, Metazoa, Arthropoda, Insecta, Lepidoptera, Sphingidae.
AUUCGAUUUAAAAAAUGUAAUGAGGUUCGAAUUGCUUUUUUUCUCAUUGUUUUAUUGGAUUUCGUACGUAGAGUCGCGUCGCGGUCUUGCGAAGCAUCUAUCUUAAGUUUAAUCCGAAAUGAGGGAAAUUGUACACAUCCAAGCCGGCCAAUGCGGCAACCAAAUUGGAGCCAAGUUCUGGGAAGUGAUAUCUGACGAGCACGGAAUCGACCCAACUGGCACGUACCACGGAGACUCUGACCUUCAGCUGGAGCGCAUCAACGUGUACUACAACGAGGCCACCGGCGGCAAGUAUGUGCCGCGCGCCAUUCUCGUGGACCUCGAGCCCGGCACCAUGGACUCAGUGCGCUCGGGACCCUUCGGACAGAUCUUCCGACCUGAUAACUUCGUGUUCGGACAGUCCGGAGCGGGUAACAACUGGGCCAAGGGGCAUUACACGGAAGGGGCCGAGCUCGUCGAUUCUGUCUUAGAUGUAGUAAGAAAAGAGGCUGAGGGGUGCGACUGUCUUCAGGGAUUCCAGCUAACGCAUUCCUUGGGUGGAGGCACGGGUGCGGGGCUAGGAACUUUACUUAUUUCCAAAAUUCGAGAGGAAUACCCCGACCGUAUUAUGAACACAUUCAGCAUCGUGCCAUCACCCAAAGUAUCAGAUACUGUAGUAGAACCAUACAAUGCAACGCUCUCGGUGCAUCAGUUGGUGGAGAACACCGACGAGUCGUACUGCAUCGAUAAUGAAGCGCUUUACGAUAUUUGCUUCCGCACUCUAAAGCUGACCACACCGACCUACGGCGACCUGAACCACCUGGUGUCCGCGACGAUGUCGGGCGUCACCACGUGUCUCCGGUUCCCCGGGCAGCUGAACGCAGACUUGCGCAAGCUAGCGGUGAACAUGGUACCGUUUCCUCGCUUGCACUUCUUCAUCCCCGGAUUCGCGCCACUGACAUCGCGCGGCAGUCAGCAAUACCGUGCGCUGACUGUGCCCGAGCUGACGCAGCAAAUGUUUGAUGCUAAGAACAUGAUGGCGGCAUGUGACCCUCGGCACGGCCGGUACCUGACAGUGGCGGCGGUGUUUCGCGGCCGCAUGUCCAUGAAGGAGGUGGACGAGCAGAUGAUGAACAUCCAAAACAAGAACUCGUCGUACUUCGUGGAGUGGAUCCCCAACAACGUGAAGACCGCCGUGUGCGACAUCCCGCCGCGGGGGCUGAAGAUGUCCGCCACGUUCAUCGGCAACUCUACGGCGAUCCAGGAGCUGUUUAAGCGCAUCUCGGAGCAGUUCACGGCGAUGUUCCGGCGCAAGGCGUUCCUGCACUGGUACACGGGUGAGGGCAUGGACGAGAUGGAGUUCACGGAGGCCGAGAGCAACAUGAAUGACCUGGUGUCUGAGUACCAGCAGUACCAGGACGCCACGGCCGAAGAGGAGGGUGAAUUCGAUGAAGAAGAGGAAGGCGGUGACGAAGGAGAUUAGACUAUUAUUGUUUUGUUAAGAAUUUUCAUUAUACUUUCAUUAUAUUUUA